Messenger RNA from Rotaria sp. Silwood2, 453 nucleotides. Lineage: Eukaryota; Metazoa; Rotifera; Eurotatoria; Philodinida; Philodinidae. The record is from the annotation of a GenBank genome assembly.
AUGUUGGAAUAUUAUUAUCAUGUUCAACAACACAUUUAUGAAUUUAUCGAUAAAUUAACUCAAUGUUGGCAAUUAAAUAAUCAUGCACAAUAUUUAUUUAAAGAUGAUUUAUCAACAGAACAAUUCAUUUUAUUUCCUCAUAGAUCGUAUUUAAGAUCAAUUGAUUCUUUCGUUGUAACAAAUGAUUCAACUUCAAUACUUGAUCUUUCUUCACGAAAACAAUCAUUUAAUAACGAAUCAAUAGGAAUUAAUAAUUCAUCUGUAUCUCUACUAGGAACAACAACAAUAAGUACAAAUAAAUCAAAUUUAGCACGAUUAGGUAUUUUAUUAGCGGAAAAACAAGCGGCUUGUAAUAAUAAUAAUAAUGUGUAUAAUUAUGAUGGAUCAACUUUUACAUUUAUUGAUGGUAUAGAAGAUGAAGCAGAUAGUAAUAUUGGUUUAUUUAAACAAUGA